This is a messenger RNA of Plasmopara halstedii, 180 nucleotides long. RefSeq lists its product as uncharacterized. NCBI's taxonomy places the organism in Eukaryota, Oomycota, Peronosporomycetes, Peronosporales, Peronosporaceae. The transcript has 2 exons. Bases 1 to 180 code for a protein of 59 amino acids. The record is from RefSeq and is a predicted model, not a curated record.
AUGACAAACCUAAAUCACUUUGGUUUUGAUGGCUUCAACCCAGGGAUGCCAACCCCACCUCUCCGUGAUCUGGGAGGAAGAGUUGCAUCAGUACGGGCCUUCGUUGAUCCAACCCUCCGCGACAUACAAAAAAGUGCAGCUCUUUCCAAAAAGCUUCGGGACUUGACUUUUCUUGUUUAA